This is a messenger RNA of Fusarium venenatum, 2658 nucleotides long. Its product is annotated as fungal-specific transcription factor domain-containing protein. Gene Ontology annotation, molecular function: zinc ion binding; DNA-binding transcription factor activity, RNA polymerase II-specific; DNA binding. NCBI's taxonomy places the organism in Eukaryota, Fungi, Ascomycota, Sordariomycetes, Hypocreales, Nectriaceae. The record is from RefSeq and is a predicted model, not a curated record. Gene Ontology annotation, biological process: DNA-templated transcription; regulation of DNA-templated transcription.
AUGUCACCACCCCAUUCCCCAUGCUGGGAAGCACCCCCUCGUGUGGCCGCAGACAAGACUACCUCAACGACUGACGAUGUGCGCGACACAACGUCCAAUAACGACCAGGAUGGAACCAACAAAACAAACACCGCAGGAGAAACCGCCACAGCAAACGCGGGAUCUUGGGAAGAGCGACCGGCGAAGAAAAUGAAGAGAGGGAAAUACAUAUCCAGAGCUUGUACUUCUUGUCAACAGCGUAAAAUAAAGUGUGAGGGAGGAGACCCUUGUCGACAAUGCUUCGCGAAACGACUCCCAUGUCAGUCUUCUGCCCCCAGAGGUGGAGGCGGACAGCAAGGGCGUCGUGACUCGAGGACAGAUCCUGUUGAUGGCCAAGACUUACCGUAUAUCCUCCCCAACGAUAGCAAUGCCAAUAUCAAUCGUGAGAUUCUAGUCCGUCUAGAAGCAGUAGAAAGUCAUCUACGUCUGAUGCGACCGCCUAGUCCCGACCGUUUCAGAGCCACGAAUAACCACGCAACUAUCGACGAUCAGCUCAAAACUUCCGCAGCCAAGCUACAAAGCGCCCUCGAGACGGAAGGGCAGACAUUUGCGGGAGAAAUGACAAUGACCCCGGCAUUUGAAGACGAGAGCGACCGCCUGGAUCACAACAGCUCUGUGUCGUCGGCGAUGCGAGUGGAUUACUCCUCCCCAGCAUCUUCCCUCCAACCCCCUGCAACAUCACCAAGCGACGUGACAGGCAGGAAGGGAGGAUGGUUCCAGGGGCUACUCAGGCGACAUGGCGUAGUUACAGACCAAGAGCAAUGCAGGUAUCACUUGCAAGUCUACAUGGACGAGGUACAUCCUAUGUAUCCAGUAGUCCACCCCCCAGCAGUUUGGGACAUCUUCAACGACAUGUGGCAACACUCAAGUUCCUCCAACGAGUCGGCCCAAAGCGAGCAACUGCGUGUUUCAGUCGCUCUGGUAUGCUUUUGCCUGGCACUUGGACGAUGCAGCCUAUCUACAAGAAUGAGCGACCCAAGCGGCGUCAAGUCUUCCGGUUGGAGCUUGUAUAACGUGGGUAUGAGUUUACUCGGUGAUCUAUUCGAAACUAGCAACACAGCCAUUAAGUCACUACUCAUGCUGCAGGUGUUGAUGGUGAGGAUCAUGUACAUGUUCCGAUUAGACGCAAAUCAGAAAGCAGCAAGGGUUCACGCCCUCGCUGUAUCAGUUGCACAAACAAUAGGGCUACAUCGUCAGAGUACAAUCGAUAGUAUGCCAGCUUACUACAGCCAGUUGUACUCACGAACUUGGUGGUCUUUGUAUCUCUUGGAUCGCCGACUAGCUCUAGAGUCAGGAAAGCCAUAUUUCAUCCAAGACAGCAACGUCGACACAUCAUUACCCUUGGACCUAAGUGAUGAGUGGAUGACGCGAUUUGCAUCAAGAAAAGAGACGAUAGCUGAGCUCCAACAAGAAGUGGCGGCUGAGGUUGCUAGAGAUUCUUCACCAUCAUGUGUUCCAUAUGUCCUCGCCAUGGUACGUUAUUGUCGUGUUGCUGGCAAGACAUGGGAGGUUUUAUACGGUGUCAAAUCAUCAACUGCGUCCAUGUCAGCUAUGAUCGAGUACGUCGAUACUGCCAUAGGCAAACUACUCAACACGGUCCCGAUGUGCUUACAAUAUGACAUUGACGUCUCUUAUGAAGCUCAGUUCAGCACGAGGACGCGAUGGCAAGUUAAACAAACUUUUCUCUUUAAUAAUUGCUGCACAUAUCUCCGACUUUUGAUCAGAAGACCGUUGCUGCCCAGUUCAAGUGCUAUAUACCAUACAGAAGAGGAUGAUCUCGAGUCAUCAAUUGAAUGUGCUAGUCUUGCUGCCCGAAUUCUCACAACACAUCAAAACAUAAAAGACGACGGGCUUAAGUAUAGCUUCGCACUCAGUCACUAUGUCACAAGCUGCGCAAUUGUCAUGAUUGGCUUAGUAGCGAGGGAGCCGGGCUCCAAGAGGAGGUACCGACACUUGAUACUUGCAGCUACGCAGUGUUUGAAUGAGUACUGCCGCAAGAUCUGGGUCUCUGGAAAGAUGAUACGCUGUGUUUCCAGGCUUAGCCGGCUGGUUGACCGGGUUCUAGCGGUGGGCUCACCAGGAAGCCAAGAUCGUCAAAGUCCAUCAAGCAUCAGGCGAGACUCAGUAUCAGAGCGCAUGAUACAGCAUCCGACACCGCCACAAUCUGAAGACCAAGGCUCUAUGCAUUACAGAGUGGGAGCGUCAAAUCUUUACAGUAAUCAACUCAAAGACAUGGGCAUAGGUUCUGGUGAGAGUGCACAAAGGGACCAAGAAGCAAACUAUUAUUCAUUCAACAUCGAAUCUCUAGGUGCAAUAGCCGAGAGGCCAGGAGAAAGUAUUAACAAGCUACCCACAUGGCUGGCUGACCCAAGCUUUGAUCGUCGGAACAGUUGGAUCAUGUCUGACUUUAACUUUGAGACAUUUGGCGAACGUUUCGUUUCCAACGAUACCGAGCUAGCAACAUUCAUGGAAAACGAUAGUCUUGAUUUCACACGGGGCAUGCCUGCAGCUACUAAUCGGGGACCUAGUGAGGCAAGACUUGGCGCAUUGGGUGUUAACGGUGUCUUCGACCUUGAUAUGGACUUGGUUCCUACUAUGAUGAAUCUUUACGCAGAUUAG